Peniophora sp. CBMAI 1063 is the source of this 366-nucleotide messenger RNA. NCBI's taxonomy places the organism in Eukaryota, Fungi, Basidiomycota, Agaricomycetes, Russulales, Peniophoraceae. The record is from the annotation of a GenBank genome assembly.
AUGUCCUCCGUCUUCCGCCUCCGUAGCGAGGUCGCCUACAAGGGCAAGGACAACUACCGCCCGGUUGUGGUUGCUGGCGAUACGUUCGUGCGUGGCGCGCUCAAGAAGCUCGUCAGGGUCGGCGCAGUCUCGUUCGAAAGGAACGGCUGCCAGGGCAAUCCCGUCAUCGCUUACUUCCUUCGCCACGGCGCCGCGCAGGGUCAAGCUAUCCCGCUCUCCAAUAAGUACACGCUCACCACACCCACAACAAACAAGCCCUACAGCGGGGUCUCUAGCGGCUUGAACCCUAUUCGCGUCACACCGUACUUCCCCGGACUACGCCAGCUUGCUCAGGGGGAGAUUACAUUUACAUACCGCAUCAUGUAA